Molecule: messenger RNA, 2311 nt
Organism: Equus caballus (horse)
Lineage: Eukaryota; Metazoa; Chordata; Mammalia; Perissodactyla; Equidae
Source: RefSeq, a predicted model, not a curated record
GGCCCACUCUCCCAUGGCAUCCAUAACGGCUAACAUAAAUAAAUUUAUUUCAGUUCCUCAUCUUAGGGCUCUCCACAUUUAUCUGAUCAGGAGCCAGAAUCUCCAAUAAGUCUUUAAGAGAAAACAGCAAUUCUCUUGGAUUCCAAUAAUAGAUUAAUCGCGUCAUCCUCAAAAAAUAGUCAAAAGCCAAACCAAAUAAGUUGCAUUUGGAAACCCAUCCGCCCGUGAAGUGGAGACGAUGAGGUGUGUGUGUGAACGAUAAUUUGCGAAGCAGAAGAGGCAGCAUCCAUGGGUUUCGUGAUGAAUAUAGUAAAGCAGGUUUGUCUAAUGGGGAAACAUGCAUCACUAUCAAAAGAAACGAAUGUAUCCCCACAUGGAAAAGCAAGCAGGCUUUAAUAUCUGAGAAGCAUUUCAAGCUGUGCCUGCCAGCAAUUCUCCGCCUGUCUGAUUUUCCUUAACAUUAAAAGCCGACCUCACCUGUUUAAAAAUAAUUAGGAAGCAGGCAGUAGUAAUUCUGGCUAAAAGUUUGUGCCGCCCGUGUUUGUGUGCGUGUUUCUGUUCCACUGACGCCUCUGUUGAUGUUUCCGAAUGCAGGAAUCAUGGUCAGUAAGGAAGCCGGCAAAUGCGGACUCACGACGUCGGAGAGUGAAGUAGAACCCGCCGCCUGCCUGGCUCUGGAGAUGAAAUAUGCCCUGGACCCCAACCGGCAGAUUAAAAAGCGGAAUAAAGCCCUGCAGGUGCGCUUUAAGGAUAUCUGUGAGGCGCAGAACGAGCAGAGGGACGCGCAGCUCCCUGCAGGACAGCUGGGCGAGAAGCGGGAGGCCAAGCCUGUGUCCUGCAGAGCAGCCUAUCGCAAAUACAUGACAGUGCCCGCCCGGAGGUCCAUCCCCAACGUCACCAAGAGCACAGGUGUGCAGACCUCGCCAGACCUUAAAAAGUGUUACCAGACCUUCCCUCUGGACCGCAAAAAAGGGACUCUCAAAAGCAUCCCGGCUGCGGAUGCCUUUAAAAGUCAAGACAAUGGGUUUGUAAUAGAUGCGAAAGAGAAGAGUGAGGAAGGGCCCCGGGAGGAGGCCCGACCGUGGGGUGCGGGCCGGGUUCAGAAGACAGCGGCCUUGGUGUUCCAUUCCGAUGAACACAUGAAUGCGCUGGACCCGCCUGCUGGGGUCAACUGUGCAGAGCCGUGCAAAAACCCUGAUUUGCACAGCUGCCGAGACACCCCUCUCCCAAAUGCCACUCGGCCUCCCUCCCAAGAGCCUGAUUACCAGCUGCAUGGGAAAGCAAAACAUGACAGGGCGACACCAGACGCUGAGGAACCCGCUGCGUCGGCUCAUGGGAGGGUGUUUAAAACGGAGGUGGCCACUGUUUAUGCACCCGGCCCCAGUGCAAAAGCCCCCGAGCCUGCCUUGUCAAACUCUGCCGCCGCGAGCGAGUGGUCCCUCUGUCCGGUGACCGACCAGGAGCGGAGGAGAGCCACACAUCUCAAUGGGCUCCAGGCGCCCCCGGGCACGGCUGUGGCCUGCUCGCCUCCAGUGCAGCGUUUGUCCCCCGAAUGUAGCGAACAGCCCCCGCAGACUCCAGCCCCGCUGCUGGGGGAGGAGAACCAGCCUUGUCCGACAGCAGUCGCUGUGGGUGAAGAAUGCCAACAAAUCGUGCCUCAUACAGAAGUGGUCGACCUGAAAGCACAGCUUCAGAUGAUGGAGAACUUGAUCAGUUCGAGCCAAGAAACCAUCAAAGUGCUCUUGGGGGUCAUUCAGGAGUUGGAAAAAGGAGAAGCCCAUCGGGAAGGGCUUUCAUAUCGGACGGGGCAAGACACAGCUAAUUGUGACACAUGCAGGAACAGUGCAUGUAUUAUCUAUAGUGUGGAGCUAGAUUUUAAGCAGCAAGAAGACAAACUCCAGCCAGUUUUGAAGAAACUCCAUCCUUUUGAGGAAACUCAGGUUGCACCUUCGCCUUACUCUCAGGAGACUUACUCCUCGACUCCCAAGCAAAAAUCCAAAACUGAAUCUAAAAAGCAUGGAAGAUGGAAACUCUGGUUCCUUUAAAACUCAUGGUGUUUGGAGUCUAAAGGCCGUCUUUAAAACCCACUGGAGUUAAGUCAAUCCUUUUCCAAAAUGAAUAGGAUCAAGUGAACCUUGGCUGACUCGGGCGCCACCCAGUUCUCACCCUGCUUACCAAAAAGGCCUUUGUACUAACAGAUAAUUAACAGAAGCAAGGUAUUAAAUGUCGCACCUUGCCAGCUGUUCUUUGCAGUUCACAGAUGUGGGAUGUAAAAUCUGAAACAAAACUUAUGUAGUCAAAGAUGGUAAGU